UAGAGAUGGAGAAAUUCAAAUAUCACACGAAAAUAAUAUCGCAACAAGGUGAAACUUUAACUUUUUCUUCGCCGGAGUUCUAUGUGUACACGCCGCAUACACCAUAGUAAAUCGAUUUCUACGUGUCCGAUCGGUUGUCGACGACAUUCACUCGUCAGCAUGAUUACAGCCCGUUUGAUCGUUUUAUCCUCGGCCCUCGUAAUUAUUGUCCCGAGCCACGUGUUCGGCGAUGAAGCGAACAAUGUCUUGUCCACAAAUUUUUCACCGGAGUCGAGGGAGAUUACGUAUCCGUGCAAAUGUCAAGAAAGCAAAUGCAGCUGUUGUAGUGGAAAUAUACUUCAAAACUUUAACCUUAACAUACGGCAACGGCUGUGCACCAAUAUAACAUAUAACGCCGAUGACUUCGAAUUCAACGUGCGUAUAUUAUUCAAUGAUUACACGGUGUACAAUAGAGAUGUAUCGGGUAGGAAUCCGCGGCCCAUAUGCGUGCCGAUCUUCCCGCCCGCCUGGACCCGGAGCCGGGUGUGUUUGAAGUUCAGCAACGUGUACUUCGUGGGCCGCAACGUUCACGUGUGCUUGAGCAUGGAAGCACAAACCGAGAAGAAACCCGUGUUCGCCGUCGACUUCAACUGCGUCCGGAUGGGCACUAUGGGAGUAGCGUUGCUAAAACCAGAGGAUGGUGGUGGCCUAGAGCCACCACUGCCUGACGAUCCGGCCGACGUUCAGGUCCAAGGAACGACGGCGGCGGCGGCAGUGGCAGUGGCGGCGGAGGACCCAACUACGAGCUCAACGGUGGUGAAAAAAAUAAAUAAUGCCAAGCCGCCACGCGCGUGGGUUUGGUGAAAACUCCAUUUGGAUAGUCCAACACAAUCAUAAUAUUAAUAGAUAGUGUUACAAUAUUAUUAUUACGUGUCGCAUAAUAUUAUUGUGUAAUCGUGAAUGCUGACAAAAUAAUAUUAUUACCCAUAACGAGUAAAUAUUUGGAUAUCAGUCGAGUUGGUUGGUUAGCAUAUUAUGACCGUUAUAUGUAUGUAGGCACAUAAUAUAUUAUAAGUGACAUACCUUAUUUAAUAAAUUAUUAAUUAAUAUUUAAGUAUCAUUAACUAUCGUUAACCGUUAUUUAUUACUAGUUAUUGCGCUAUUGAAUCCAUACAGUUCUACCAUGUAUAUUUAAUUUAAUAGUUAUGUAUAUUUUAUAUUAUAUAUAGUAUUUAAAAUUUAAAAUUGUAUAAGUGAAUAAUCAUAUUAUUUCCCACAUUGUACAUUGCAAAAAAAAAUAACUAGAAAAUUUCUCAGUGAAUAUUAUUAUAUCGAAUUCAAUAAAAAAUAAUGUUUUGUACAUUUUUCAAUAAUAACUUUUGUGAAAUACAACUCAUAAUGAAAUUUUAUAUACAAGUUAAUCAAACUGCUAUACACCUAUCUCAUAAUUUUAAGUUUAUUUAUAUAAAGUAAUAAUUACUUUUAUUGAUUUACGGUGUAUGUAUACUCAUAACUCAUUAAUACUUGUUUAACUGUUAUAGAGCAAAAAGUAAAAAAAAACAGAUCAAAAAGCUUUGAGUAAGUCACCUUUCUACCAUUAAGAUUGAAAAUUUAAUAAAAAUUAUACUUGUGAAAUAGUGAGGAAUAAUAUACAAAGGAAUAACAUUUUUUAA
Messenger RNA from Metopolophium dirhodum (rose-grain aphid), 1652 nucleotides. RefSeq lists its product as uncharacterized. Bases 82 to 843 code for a protein of 253 amino acids. The record is from RefSeq and is a predicted model, not a curated record. Lineage: Eukaryota; Metazoa; Arthropoda; Insecta; Hemiptera; Aphididae. The transcript is spliced from 3 exons.